This is a messenger RNA of Adelges cooleyi (spruce gall adelgid), 570 nucleotides long. RefSeq lists its product as uncharacterized. Bases 8 to 517 code for a protein of 169 amino acids. Lineage: Eukaryota; Metazoa; Arthropoda; Insecta; Hemiptera; Adelgidae. The record is from RefSeq and is a predicted model, not a curated record. The transcript is spliced from 3 exons.
CCAUGACAUGCUAACCAAACCGGGUUUUCUGGAAAAAUUGGAUACAUCUAAUUUCCCGCCAUCUCAUCCGUGUUAUAGAACCGAGAGAAAAAAAGUUCCCGGAACUUUCACAGAUGAGACUGGAGGUGAAAUAAUCUCGGAACAAGUGGCUCUAAAACCAAAAUCGUAUGGUUACAUACAGGUUGGACAUGAACAUAUUAAAGCUAAGGGCGUUGCUUACCAUGUAAUAAAGAACCAUAUGACAUUUGAGGAUCAUAUGGAUUGUUUAUUCCAAGGUAUCAAUGGAAAAGAUCCUGAUGCAUUCAAUCCAUACCGUACGAUGAACUCAUUCCGUUCUUAUAAACAUAAUAUUAAAACCAUUUCAACCCUCAAGCUAGCGUUAAAUCGACAUGACGACAAGAGAGUUGUAUUACCUGACCGUAUACAUACUUUACCUUAUGGACAUUAUAAACUAAUGGAGAUGGCUGAAGAAGAAGAAGAAGAAGAUGAAGAAGAAGAAGAAGAAGAAGAACUAUAAUUUCCAAUUUAUUAUUAAGUUUAUAGAUAUUGUUAUUUUUUUUUUUUCACCCU